GGGGCGGCCGGUGUCGGCGCGGCGGGGCGGGCAUGGCGCUGUCGCCCUACGUGCAGGCCAUGCAGGAGCUGUUCCGCGCCAACACGCGCAGCCGCGAGUUCCCGGCGCACGGCGCCAAGGUGCACUCCGUGGCCUGGAGCUGCUGCGGCCGCCGCCUCGCGUCCGGAUCCUUCGAUAAGACCGCCAGCGUCUUCCUGCUCGAGAAGGACCGGCUGGUAAAAGAGAACAACUACCGGGGCCAUGGUGACAGCGUGGAUCAGCUCUGCUGGCAUCCCAGCAACCCCGACCUCUUUGUCACUGCGUCCGGGGACAAAACCAUCCGCAUCUGGGACGUGCGCACCACCAAGUGCAUUGCCACCGUCAACACCAAAGGGGAGAACAUCAACAUCUGUUGGAGCCCUGAUGGACAGACCAUUGCGGUGGGGAACAAGGAUGAUGUCGUCACCUUCAUUGACGCAAAGACGCAUCGCUCCAAAGCAGAGGAACAGUUCAAGUUUGAGGUCAAUGAGAUCUCCUGGAACAAUGAUAACAACAUGUUCUUCCUCACUAAUGGGAAUGGCUGCAUCAACAUCCUCAGCUACCCAGAACUGAAACCCAUUCAGUCCAUCAAUGCCCAUCCUUCAAACUGCAUCUGCAUCAAGUUCGAUCCCAUGGGGAAGUACUUUGCCACGGGCAGCGCUGAUGCUCUAGUCAGCCUCUGGGAUGUGGAUGAGCUGGUGUGUGUGAGGUGCUUCUCCAGGCUUGACUGGCCUGUGCGAACGCUGAGCUUUAGCCACGAUGGGAAGAUGCUGGCGUCGGCAUCGGAGGAUCACUUCAUUGACAUUGCAGAGGUGGAGACAGGAGAGAAGCUCUGGGAGGUGCAGUGUGAGUCCCCUACCUUCACGGUGGCCUGGCAUCCGAAGAGGCCUCUGCUGGCCUUCGCCUGUGACGACAAAGAUGGCAAAUACGACAGCAGCCGAGAAGCAGGCACUGUCAAGCUCUUCGGGCUUCCCAAUGACUCCUAAUGAUACUGCAGCAGGGCAGGGCACCAGGGGCCACAACGCUUCCCCACGCCUGGGGAUGGAAGAGUGCUCAGUUAGCAUAGGACAGGGUAAGGAUGUCGGUCCUCUCCUUACCUGCUUGGCAGUGCCGUCACCUUUGUCUCAGCUCCACGUGUGCUGCUCUCAGAAGCAUUUGUAAAAAGCAGCUUGUGUGCUGGUGAGGAUGGGGGCGCCCAGCAGGGCCUCCGCACCAUCUCAGGGCUGCCUCGUCCCUGGGGCAUGGAAGGUCUGUUCCAAAGGCAAGCAGCCAAAGAAAAUCACAGAACCUGACUGCUGAAGGGGCCUCCUGAGGUGGGAGCGCUGCUCUAGGGCAGCGGCGUGGAAGCCCCAGAGGCAGCAAUGAGCUGUGUGAUGAUCCCUUCUGUCCUCCCCCGCAGCCCGGUGGUGAGGGCAGCCCUGGAGAACGGCCUGCCCCUUCCCUGUGCUGAGCAUCAGAGGGGCGGCAUGGGGGGGGUGGGGGCGUGUGAGCUGGAGGGCGUUCCCCCAGCUACGGCUUUUUUUUGUUUUUUUGUAUUGGUGGUUGUUUUUAUAAUUUUGAUAAAUCCUCUUCCAUAACGAA
Molecule: messenger RNA, 1599 nt
Organism: Gallus gallus (chicken)
Lineage: Eukaryota; Metazoa; Chordata; Aves; Galliformes; Phasianidae
Gene: THOC3
Product: THO complex 3
Exons: 6
Coding region: 33-1004 (323 amino acids)
Biological process (GO): mRNA export from nucleus
Cellular component (GO): THO complex part of transcription export complex
Molecular function (GO): protein binding
Source: RefSeq, marked validated